This is a messenger RNA of Cuscuta epithymum, 3009 nucleotides long. The record is from the annotation of a GenBank genome assembly. Lineage: Eukaryota; Viridiplantae; Streptophyta; Magnoliopsida; Solanales; Convolvulaceae.
CUGAAUUCUGUGAUGAACAUGGAAUAAGAAGAGAGUUCACAGCACCCUACACCCCUGAGCAAAAUGGGGUGGCUGAAAGGAAGAACAGGACAGUUGUAGAAAUGGCUAGAAGUAUGCUUAAAGCCAAGAAUAUGCCAACCAAGUUCUGGGGUGAAGCUGUAUCUACAGCUGUAUACAUUCUGAAUGUGUGUCCAACUAAGGCAGUCCUCAAUUGUACACCAUUUGAAGCAUGGAGGAAAAAGACACCCUCAGUAGGUCAUAUGAAAGUGUUUGGUUGCAUAGCUUACACUCUUGUGAACCUGAGAACCAAGCUAGAAGACAAAGCUGAGAAAUGCAUCUUUGUGGGGUACUCAACUCAGUCCAAGGCCUAUAGACUGUAUAAUCCCCUUACUGAGAAGAUCAUUAUAAGCAGAAAUGUCAUUUUUGAUGAAGAUGCAGAGUGGAACUGGGAUCAGAAUGCUCAACAAGAAGUUCCAACACCCAGAGUUGUAAGCCUAGAAGAACAGUCUUCUCCUCAGCUCACUCCAACUGCAUCCAACCACUCUUCUCCUCCAACAACAUCAUCAUCCUCAUCUUCUGAUGAAAGCUCAGAAUCUGACACCUCAUCAAGUGAUCAGCCUAGAAAAGUAAGGUCACUAAUAGAUAUCUAUGAAUCUUGUGACUUUGCUUUUAUUGUUACUGAACCUGCAGACUAUCAAGAAGCUGCUACUUGUGUUGAGUGGACACAAGCAAUGAAAGAGGAGAUCAAUGCUAUUGAAAAGAACAAGACCUGGGAGUUGGUGAACCUGCCUAAGGAGAAAAAUGUCAUUGGUUUGAAGUGGGUGUACAGGACUAAAUACAACUCAGAUGGGAGUAUCUCUAAGCAUAAGGCUAGACUAGUAGCCAAAGGUUAUGCUCAGCAAGAAGGGGUGGACUAUGAAGAAACCUUCUCUCCUGUAGCUAGAUUUGAAACUGUGAGGAUUGUUCUAGCCCUAGCUGCACAAUGGAAGCUGCCUGUAUAUCAGUUGGAUGUCAAAUCAGCUUUCCUAAAUGGUGACUUGCUUGAAGAAGUGUUUGUUCAUCAGCCACCUGGCUUUGUGAAGAAAGGGGAGGAAGAAAAGGUGUACAGGCUCAAGAAGGCACUUUAUGGGCUAAAACAGGCCCCUAGAGCAUGGUAUAGCAAAAUUGACACCUUCUUCUGCACGUCAGGAUUUCAGAAGAGUGAUAAUGAGCCCACUUUAUAUGUCAAGAAAGAAGGUAUGGAGUUCCUAGUUGUGUGCCUGUAUGUUGAUGAUAUCAUCUUUUUCAGUUCUUCCCAAAGCAUGCUAACCUCUUUUAAAGAUUCCAUGACCAAUCAGUUUGAGAUGACUGAUUUGGGUAUGCUUCAGUACUUCCUUGGUUUAGAAGUAAAGCAGGGAAAAGAGGGUACUUUUCUAUGCCAGAAGAGAUAUGCUCUUAACCUGCUUAAAAGAUUUCACAUGGAGGCGUGUGAAACCAUAGCUACACCUAUGAAUGCAAGUGAAAAACUACAGAAGAAUGAUGGUACUGAGGAGGCAGAUGUCACCCUUUAUAGAAGCAUGGUGGGAGGACUCAAUUACUUAACACAUUCAAGGCCUGAUUUGGCUUACUGUGUUAGUAUUGUGUCAAGAUAUAUGCAAAGGCCUACAAAGCAACAUCUUGGUGCUGCAAGAAGGAUCCUGAGAUACGUAGCAGGGACUUUGGAGUUUGGGAUUUGGUAUUCAAGUGUGAAAGAUUUCAAAUUAAGGGGAUAUUCUGACAGUGAUUGGGCUGGGUGUGUGGAUGAUAGAAAGAGCAUGUCAGGGUCAGUCUUUGACCUAGGUUCAGGAGCAGUAACAUGGAGUUCAAAGAAGCAAGAAACCAUUGCUUUAUCUUCCUCAGAAGCUGAGUAUGUGGCUGCAGGAUCUGCAGCAAAACAAGCUCUAUGGAUAAGCAAGCUACUAACAGAUUUGGGAUGUAUGCAGACUGAAAGUGUUGAGCUAUGGUGUGACAACAAAUCAGCUAUAGCAAUGGCGAGAAAUCCAGCUUAUCAUUCUAGAACAAAACACAUUGAUGUCCAGUAUCACUUCAUCAGGCAACUAGUGGCAAAUGGAAGGAUUUCACUUCGGUUCUGUGGAACAGAAUGGCAAAAUGCAGACUUGUUUACAAAGGCUCUCAACCAUGCGAAGCACUAUCAUUUUGUGAAGAGAAUUGGCAUGAUCAAGCUUGGAUCAAGGGGUGGUGUUGAGAAUAAUCCAACUUAAUCAUGCAUGUGUACAUGCAUACGUAGCAUUGGGCUGUUUUAUUUAAUAUUCAUUUAAUUAUUGUCAUUUGAAUAAGUCUACUAUUCUUACCUAUUAUUUAGGAGCAUUUGCAGCAUGAUAGUUGAGUUGUUUUGCACGUUAGAGUAUGGCUACAAAGUAGGAGUUUGUUAGCUUGUUAUGUGGCCAAGAACUCUUGUAAUUGGCUAUAUAUAUUAAGCCUUUUGUUUCUCAUUUUAAUAGAUGAGCUUUCCGAUUACAUUUGCCUUCCUCCUUCUUCGUGUAUAAACUCUUUCAACAUUCACAAGAGAUAGCAGAAGACUUCGUUGCUUCCGACAUCUGAAGCGACUUCUGUUUUCAUCAGUCAGUUCAUGCAAUUUUGGACGCGAUUUUCACUAUGGGUCAUCCAGAAAUAGUCUCUCUGUGCUUUAGUAGAGGGGUAAGAUUGCGUACAUCCGACUCCCCUUAUCCACCGUAGGUGGGAGCCUUUGCGGCACUGGGAUAAAUGAAAUGAAAGUCGUACGGCUGACUUAGUUUGAAUGUCGCGACCUAUAUUUAGAAACUGAUGGAUAGGAGCGGUCCAUCGAAAUUUUGGGCACGGCCCCAAACAAACAAGCAGAAACGUUGUAUCUCCACAAACGCGUUGAAUCGAACACAUUAUAGUCAACAGAGUACAAUUAAUGAAGGUUGGGCUUAUUAGCUUACGACUAAUGAUGUGCCUAUUUAUAACACACAUAUUCCCAACGUACUUUUAAUUAUAAUUGCUUUUAAA